UGAAAAGCAACUGGAGGACGAUCCAAUUGGUCGUGCAAAUCGUGUCGUCUGAGGGUAGGAGUGCGAGCGGGAGUGGUGGGAGUGGGCGUGGGGCGAUGUGGUCGUGUGAUUACGGCGGGUGUGAAUGCGCAGACGGCGGCGUUGCUUAGUGCGGGAUUGUGUCGUUGAGAGGGACCUUGUGUGCAAGGGACGACGACUAGGAGCGGCACAGCCUCCUCGGAUUGUGAGAGUUUCGCUGGAGGUGGAGGGUUUGAGGAGCCGGUGAGGGUCAUGGAGAUGGCGAAAUUCGACGCGGAGAUAGCGAUCGAUGGAUGCGGUUAGGAGGAGGUUUCCGUUGACGGCAAGGGCGAAUACGGCUAGUGCGGAUGGAAGGAGUGGUAGAGAGAAGAGCGCGUUGGUAGACGAGGAAGAAGAAGACAAUGACAAUGACAAGACAUCGACUCAACGGGUUGUCGUGAAUGAAGGUAACAUCUACAUGACCGUGUUCCAGCGUGCGUUGGCGGGCCCUAGUGGCGAGCGUUUCAAUCUUGGGAGCGACAGCAGCGCGUCACCGUGCGAGGAUACAGAUGGUUUUCGACUUGUUGCCCUCCGAUGUUGAUAUCCUGUUCCUUCGUCCUUUGGGGUUUGCACGGCGUGUUUGUCUGGAAAUCUACGGCAACAUCGAUGUUCACCUCACCCUCGUCGUUCUCGCCGUCAUCCUCGUAAUAAUAGCCGCUGUCCUCGACUUCAUCAAAGCUCUCAUCCUCGUCUUCUCCAACCUCGCGAUCAUCCUCAUACUCGUCCUCAUCUUCUUCCUCGGCCAUCUCUUCGUCCUCACCGCCUCCCUCUUCCUCCUCUUCAAUGUCGUCUUCUUCAUUGUCAUCCUCAUCAUUUCGUUCACCAACUCUCCUUCUCUUCUCCUCCUCAAAGCUUCAUCUCCCACAUUCACGACCACCCACUUCCUUGAGCUCAACACGAUGACAUCAGAGAACGACAACAACAUGAUUCAUGCGCCGGUGCGCUCAAGCGACGUACAUAAAGUCGUCGGCCUUUGGUCCUCUCGUCGCCUCCCCUCCGUUGGCACUCCCUUGGGUCGCUACCUUCCUCGCACUGCACCUCCGAACGACCGUCCUCCGAAGACUGGCGUUGGAAAGGAGAGUUGUUUUGUCAGAGAUCUCGGGGACUUAGAUAUUGAUAACGAUGCUUUCGGCGAGUUCUCGAGCUGGGUAUCGGACGAGCUAUCGAACCCGACGAUGAGGAAGGUUAGGAUGAUAUUCUGUUGA
Stereum hirsutum FP-91666 SS1 is the source of this 1262-nucleotide messenger RNA. RefSeq lists its product as uncharacterized. The record is from RefSeq and is a predicted model, not a curated record. NCBI's taxonomy places the organism in Eukaryota, Fungi, Basidiomycota, Agaricomycetes, Russulales, Stereaceae. The transcript is spliced from 3 exons. Bases 567 to 1262 code for a protein of 231 amino acids.